AUGAAGUUUUUUAGCGCGGCUUCCAUAGCCGUAUCGGCUUGCCUCCCGCUCAUGGUUCUCGCUGUGCCUGGAAGUUUGAUUUAUUCGUGUGAAAAUCAAACGCUUAGCCAGGAAAUAGUCGACUUCUAUGCAAAAUUCGCUAAAGCCAAAUUCGUGGAAUCUAGAGAUAUUGUAAACCCAGAUCUUCAGGUAACCAGGGCAUAUAAGUUUCGCAAAAAUCGAAUAGACUACGUAAUAGAUAACUAUCUGAUCCAAAUUGUUGGGCCUCAAUCGGACAUCAUACUAUAUGAAUCAAGUCAAUAUGGUUGGAACCAGUGUUUUCUCACAGUGGAGGAAUGA
Messenger RNA from Blumeria graminis f. sp. triticale, 339 nucleotides. The record is from the annotation of a GenBank genome assembly. NCBI's taxonomy places the organism in Eukaryota, Fungi, Ascomycota, Leotiomycetes, Helotiales, Erysiphaceae.